Molecule: messenger RNA, 2486 nt
Organism: Abrus precatorius (Indian licorice)
Lineage: Eukaryota; Viridiplantae; Streptophyta; Magnoliopsida; Fabales; Fabaceae
Product: serine/threonine-protein kinase HT1-like
Exons: 4
Coding region: 485-1879 (464 amino acids)
Biological process (GO): protein phosphorylation
Molecular function (GO): protein kinase activity; ATP binding
Source: RefSeq, a predicted model, not a curated record
ACUUAAUAUAUAAAUAUAAAAUAAUCAUCUUCACUGUACACCUGUCUUUCUCUUUUUUCGUGGAAAAAGAUGAAUUUAGGUGCAGCAUUUUUCUGUCCUUGCAAACAAAUUCGCAGGAAUUGGUUUUGGCAAACAGAAACACCCUUUCUAGCUUAGCGAUUAGAUCUCCCCACCUUAUGUGAAAGCCUUGAACCUUCAGGCUUUUACGGAAGGUGGGAUUUGAGUAGAAAGGGGUGUUGGCUGUUGACUUUACGGAAGGCCAGUUUCUUUGUUCAUUAGUGUUUUUGUUACCUCUUUUUUCCCUUUUCAAUUGAACCAAUUCCUCCCCUUUUCGUAUGAUUUUUUGUGAUUCCUCCUCUCAUUUUUGUUAAAGGGUCUCAAGAAAUCAAUCUAGUUUUGAGACAUGUUUGGAGUUUUGUAAGUAAAAGAUCUUAAUAAAUAAGGUUUUUGUAGGAAGGAAUAUAAAUAUAUAAUUGAGAAUAAGAUGGAGGAAGAUACAAAUUCUUGGAUUAGGAGGACGAAGUUUUCUCACACAGUGUGCCAUCGUUUGGAUCCUUCUAGAUUAGGCUCUAUUCCUAUCACCAUUCAGUCAGAGCAAAUAUCAAGGCCUUCUUCAGAGGCUCAGACAAACCUCGUUAAAAAUAAGCAUAGAUCUUUGUCUCCAUUGCCUCAGACUUUUCUCUCUGAGGCCUUCAGGGAAGCUAGACAUGAACAGAAGAGGUUCUCAACACCAGGUCCUAGGAGGGAAAAGAGGAUUAUGGGCAAGUUGUUGCACAAGGAUUCUCGGGAAACUAAGGAAUCAAGUUCGAGGUCAUCUUCCAAUAGUAGUUCAAAUGGACAAAUGGAGUCAAAGCACCACAAGGAUGCAGCAUGGACUAGGUAUUUUGAUAAUGGUGGAGGAAAGGCUACUGCUGUGGAAACAGCUAAAGAGUGGAAUGUUGACAUGUCUAAGCUGUUUCUUGGCCUCAAGUUUGCACAUGGAGCUCAUAGUCGACUAUACCACGGUGUAUAUAAGGAUGAGGCUGUUGCUGUUAAAAUCAUUUGUGAACCUGAUGAUGACGAAACUGGAAACAUGGCUUCUCGAUUAGAGAAACAGUUUGUCCGGGAAGUCACCCUUUUAUCUCGACUUCACCAUCAAAAUGUUGUUAAGUUCUUAGCAGCAUGCACAAUGCCACAGGUUUAUUGUGUUAUCACAGAGUAUUUGUCGGAAGGUUCCUUGAGGGCAUUUUUGCACAAGUUGCGGCCCAACGCUAUUCCUCUACAAAAGUUGAUACCUUUUGCUCUGGAUAUUGCUCGCGGAAUGGAAUAUAUACAUUCUCAAGGUGUCAUUCAUCGAGACCUCAAACCAGAGAAUGUCCUUAUCAAUGAAGACUUUAGCCUUAAAAUUGCUGAUUUUGGCAUUGCAUGUGAGGAGGCAUCAUGUGACUUAUUGGCCGAUGACCCUGGCACCUUCCGUUGGAUGGCACCUGAGAUGAUCAAACGUAAAGCAUAUGGGAGAAAGGUUGAUGUGUACAGUUUUGGGCUUAUCUUAUGUGAAAUGUUGACUGGAAAAACUCCUUAUGAGGAUAUGAAUCCAAUACAGGCUGCUUUUGCAGUAGUAAAUAAGAAUUCAAGGCCAUUUAUUCCAUCAGAUUGUCCACCUGCUAUGCGAGCUUUAAUUGAGCAAUGUUGGUGCUUGCCAGCAGAUAAGAGGCCUGAAUUCUGGCAGAUUGUCAAGGUAUUAGAGCAAUUUGAAUUAUCACUUGCCCGUGAUGGAACCCUCACUCUGGUGCAAUACCCUUGUGGUCAAGAUCAUAAGAAAGGGCUUCUUCAUUGGAUUCAAAAGCUUGGUCCCGUGCAUCAGAAUAGUGGCCCUGUGCCUAAACCCAAAUUUACAUGAAUCUCUCAAGUGUCCUGGCUCUUAUUAUACACCAGGUCCAUUGUAAUUAAAAAUGAAAGGUUUGUUUUUGAGGUUCUCUGGUUGUAGUAAAUUGAUAUUUAGACUUGCACAUAAAGGUGAAGGCAUCUUUUAACUGUGUGUGCAUACUCAAGUUUUGAAACUCCAGCUUCAUCUUUUAUAAUUCUGAUUAAUAUUCUUAAACUUGGCUCAAACUGGUCGGUUGAAAUGGUUGGCUCGGAAACCGGAUAUGUAACCGGUUUGAGUUCAUAAUCAUAUCGGAAAAAAGCCGGUAACUCGGCCAAGUUGUUUCCAAAGCGGAACUUGCCACUUGAAUUAAGCUAGCUAUAGGCACAAGUCCUGUUUAUAGAACGUCAACUCUCUCCAACUCUCAAGUCUGGUCGAUGCAGGACUUAACCUAGGUGAAAUUGGAAGAAAGGGGUAAAGGCAAGAAUAGAAUACCGAUCAUGGUGCAUAAUUGCCAAACUGAGUUACUUUUAUAUCAAGUGGAUAUGACGUAUAAUAUUUAGAUCGAGUUAACAAUCGGUCUAAGUUUUAUGACACUAAUUUGGUAUUAUUGAUACAUAAAAAAGAGUCAUUUUUUUCUCCU